UUUGCCAGACGUGAACCGACUGCUGCUACGCGUGGAAGUGGGUUUCGUUCAGUCUGUUUUCCAAAAAGUUAAUUUCUUAAAUCCAAUCACUCCGGUGAAAGUUUUUGCAAAAGCAAUUAUUUGUGUCUUGAGCGAGAACUACAGAGCAGCUCCAUCAGGAUGAGUUACGGACGGGCUCCGCCGAAAAUCGAAGGAAUGGUUUCCUUGAAGGUCGAUAAUUUGACCUAUCGUACGACCCCGGACGAUCUGCGACGUGUUUUCGAGCGUUGUGGCGAAGUGGGCGACAUUUAUAUUCCACGCGAUCGGAACACCCGGGAGAGUCGUGGUUUUGCUUUCGUCAGAUUCUAUGACAAGCGUGACGCCCAGGAGGCUCUCGAUGCCAUGGAUGGGCGCAUGUUAGAUGGUAGGGAGUUGCGGGUACAGAUGGCCCGUUAUGGACGUCCAACUUCCCCACAGCGUAAUGGAGGUGGUGGCGGAGGCCGUCGUUUCAAUGGUCGGGAAAGAGGCCGUUCCCGGGACCGAUACCGACGUCGUUCCCGUUCUGCGGAGAGACCUCGUGGAGGUCGUCGUUCUCGAUCGCGGUCCCGUUCACGUUCUCGAACAGGAAGUAAAUCAUCCCGAGGACGCGACUCCAGAUCCCGCAGCCCCGUGGAACGGGGAUCGCAUUAUUAGGAACAAGGGCGAAUUGUACUCUUGUAAGACGUUAACGAUCCAGCCAAAUUUCACAGCAACAUAAAUAUUUUUCAACAAGAAAGAAUGACACACACGUUUGCGUUUGCAUUAAAAGUAUAAACAUUCAACAACGGGAAACCAGCGCAGCACCCGAGCGAGCCUCUCGAUUAACAGUAGCGCUGGCUAGAAGGCCGUCGAUGAAGGGCAAAUUUGCGGUCGCGUGCUGCUGCUGCUGUUGCCUGUUUGUCAGAGUGUAUCCAGUUAAGCUGUGAAAGCGGGCGGAGAGAAACAGAAACUGAUUCAUCUGAGCCUCGGCGCGAACGGCGAGAGCGCGUGCAAGAUUAGCCCAAAACUUACUAAGCGCGGAGAAGUUGCUAGGAAGUUUUUGGUCGAACGGCCACAAAAUUUCUGUGUCAGCGGUAGUCGGGGUUUCUUUGAGGAGGGACUGAUUUCCUGUAACGUGUCAGCUGUCCGAUCCGUUCAGAGAGAAAGCAAAGUGUGCACCCGGUUUGGGGGUGCGAUUAAGCAGAUUAACAGACUGCGCAUCGAGUUUCGGCUGUUAAAAGCUGCCUCCCGGGGGACACAAGUUGCCGAUUGUUCCUGGAACAUCGACUUGCUGUUUUCCGCUAUGCUGAGUACCAGUGUGUGUAGCUGUUUGAUUUUCUAUCCGGGACACGACUAGCUUGUGCGGACGAUUUCCGGAAUAACGGCUGGCUAUUCUCUUUUUCUUUCUCUUUCUGUUUUUGUUUCAGUAGUGCUCAUGUUUUUUUUGGUUUUUAUGUUUUUUGAUAACAUAUUACCAAGCUUUUUUGCAUGUCUGUUCCGAUGGGAAAGGAUGCUGCACAACCUAUAGAAAGUGUACGAGAACAACCCGUGAGCACCUUAGAGAUUUUUGAACCUGAGAACGUGGUACAGUUCAAUUUGGCACAGCGCAGUGGAAAUCCAGAAAAGGAGAAUUAUUUGAGAAGGCCGGAGCAAAUUAGACUGUUGCCGAAAGUUGGGGAGUCUGCGGGUGGCUGUUUGCAGCUUUCUUUUCGAGAGCAUUAUUCUAAGAACGGUGUGUGGUGCGCAGAGAUAGCUGAAUUACGAAUCGAUCCAGAACCGUAACCUAUCCGGUUCCGAUUAUGAACAUCUAAAGCUGAUUUAUUUUCCUCUAGGUUACCUAUAGCAUACUGUUAAGGAUUCUUCUGUCUCCGAACAUAUUCCAACAUUGGUUAGUUUUUUAUUUUCAGAUAAGCCAAAUUUACCACGACUCUCGACGAUACUUUCCAAACAAAUCUAACACGAUAACCCUGGCGCAAGUUCCCGGAUAAUACACACAACUCAUCACCAUAAUCGAAGAAAGGGUAAGUUGAUGUUUUAAAAUUAUUUUUUCUUACAUUUAAUUAAUGAAUAUUAUAAACAUACCUUUAAGAAUCAUUGACCACUAAAUACUGAUUGUAUUGAGCAAUGACAAAGAACCAGAAAAAAUAAAACGUACAAUUAGGCUGAAAAGCUUUUCCACUCUA
Uranotaenia lowii is the source of this 2180-nucleotide messenger RNA. Its product is annotated as serine/arginine-rich splicing factor 2-like. The transcript has 5 exons. The coding region runs from base 160 to 672 and encodes 170 amino acids. Gene Ontology annotation, molecular function: RNA binding. The record is from RefSeq and is a predicted model, not a curated record. NCBI's taxonomy places the organism in Eukaryota, Metazoa, Arthropoda, Insecta, Diptera, Culicidae.